AACAAAUUUCAACAGUGUUUAUACUUUUUUUUCCUUUCAUUCUCUCAAGGAAAAAAAAUAAAGGAACUCUCCAAAACCCUCUUCCUCCUUUUUUCUUUGUUUUUCCUCUACUUUCCCCCACUUUCCAACUCUCUCUCUUCUUUCUUUUCACAACACUUUCCCUCUCAUUUCCUUCCUUAUACCAUGAGUCCCGUUUCCUUCGCCCGUGACUUCCUAUCCCUACUUCUUCUCCUCCCAAAUCACUCCCCAUUUCUCUCAUGACUCUCUCUCUCUCUCUCUUUCCUUUCCCUUUCCUCCAUCAGAAAAUCAUCGCAGCCGUUCAUUAUGCGGUCCCCACUGGCUCUUCGCAACGGCGAGACACCUUCCCCUCACCACGGAAUCUCAACACCUUCCUUUCACUCCACUGUAACUCUCCGUAAACUCAGACGAUUCAACUUGUUGAUUCUCGUCUUCCGACUCACCGCUUUUGCUUUCUCCCUCUCUUCCUCCGUUUUCAUGGUCACCAACUCUCGUGGCUCCGAUUCCCCUCAUUGGUUUGAUUUUGACGCUUUCAGAUUUGUUUUCGCCGCAAACGCAAUCGUGGCUUUGUAUUCGCUUUUCGAAAUGGGCGUUUCCGUUUGGGAGAUCUCCACCGGAGCCACUCUCUUCCCCGAAAUCCUCCAAGUUUGGUUCGACUUUGGCCACGACCAGGUAUUUACAUAUUUAUUAUUGUCGGCGGACUCGGCGGGAACGGCGUUGGCGAAGACGUUAAAAGGGACAACCACGUGUACAACGUCGAACUCGUUUUGCGUUCAAUCUAAUAUUUCGGUGGCGUUGGGUUUCGCCGGCUUUUUGUUUCUAGGGUUAUCGUCUUUGCUAUCGGGUUUUCGAGUCGCCUGUUAUAUAAUCAGCGGCUCUCGUUUCCUUAUGUAGAUUUUAGAAAGAGAAUAUUUUUGGUUGUGUGAAGUAGGUGUUGGACUUUUGCCGUAUACCAUACGCUAUGACUUUUUUUCCCUUCAUGUGAUGAUAGUGAUGAACGGUGAUUGAUUUACUGAUUUGUGUUUAUUUUACCACGAUGACGUGGCCAAUGAAA
This is a messenger RNA of Durio zibethinus, 1072 nucleotides long. Its product is annotated as CASP-like protein 4C1. The record is from RefSeq and is a predicted model, not a curated record. NCBI's taxonomy places the organism in Eukaryota, Viridiplantae, Streptophyta, Magnoliopsida, Malvales, Malvaceae.